AGACCGAAACUCACUUUCCUAAAAUUGGAAAUACAGCGGACAGAUCUGGAAACAGACCGAAACUCACUUUCCUAAAAUUGGAAAUACAGCGGACAGAUCUGGAAACACGGAUGUGCAGUUCUUCCGCGUAUAUAUUUCGAAUUGGAAUAGCCGCCCCUCUGCAAAACCCAAACACCCUCUGUUUAUUUCUACCAAUUAGUUUAAUUCUCUUUCCCGACCGCGCCCUAGUCCAUCCUCUCGCCUCCUUAACAUGGCUGGAGAAAUCAACGGGGACGCGCCGAAUCCCGGCGGCCGGAAGAGUUUCAUCGAUAUGGCAUCGAGUCUAGGGCAUGAGCAGCUUCUGGAAAUUCUAUCCGCUGGAUUGUGCGAAUGCUGUGAAUCUGUUCUGCAAUCUCGAAUUGAGAAUCUAAAAAAAAGCAAAACAAGUGAAACAUCAACAUCAACUAAUGAUAGUAAAGAUGACAAUACCGAAUUCUUAUCUGCUGAUUCAUCAGACUUGACUUCCAGAGACAGUAGAUUAGAUCCAUCUUCCCCUGCAUUUACUCCGCUAGGUCGUCCAUGGGUGAUUGAACCAAAUUACUUGAAUCGGCUCAAGAAGUUAGUUUCUAACACCACAGAAUCAAAAUCUGGCAUAUCAUCUGAGACAGCUUCCAGUGGUAAAAGAUUAGAUUCAUCCUCUCCAUCAGAGAAUCCUCAAGGACUUGAACAGAGUUACUUGAAGCAGGUGAAGAAAUUGGUUUCUGAUUCUUCGUCAUCACCAAUGUCCGUAAAUAGCAAACCAAAAUCUGCCAGCGAGCUGAACAUUAGUAACCCAAACAUUGACAUAACUCUUGAUGAUGGACUUAGUAAUAGGGAAGCAUCAGUAGAUGACAAGGGGUUAUCUGAGGAGCAAAAGGAACACAUUAGAUUUUCACACGUCAAGAGGAAGAAGGACUUCCUCCAUUAUGAGAGGGUUGAGGGUAAAAGGCUCAAUGUACUUCAAGGUCUUGAGUUGCACUGUCAGGUUUUCAACGCGGCUGAGCAAACAAAGAUUGUUGAAUCCGUUUAUAAAUUCCAGCGUAUGGGACAACAAGGGAAGCUUAGAGAAAGAACAUACACAGAGCCCAGAAAAUGGAUGAGGGGUAAAGGGAGAGCAACAAUUCAGUUUGGUUGCUGUUAUAACUACGCAGUGGACAAACAAGGGAACCCUCCGGGCAUAUUAAGAGAGGAAGAGGUAGACCCGUUGCCUCCUAUAUUCAAGCAAAUGAUCAAACGGAUGGUGAGGUGGCAUAUUUUGCCCCCGACAUGUGUGCCUAACAGCUGUAUAGUUAACAUAUAUGAUGAGGGAGAUUGCAUUCCUCCUCAUAUAGACCACCAUGAUUUUGUUAGACCUUUCUGCACAGCCUCGUUCUUGUCAGAAUGUAACAUUCUUUUUGGCUCAAAUUUGAAGAUCAUUAGUCCUGGAGAAUUUUCCGGUCCUGUAUCUAUACCUCUGCCAGUAGGGUCGGUGUUCAUUCUACAAGGUAACGGGGCUGAUGUUGCAAAGCAUUGUGUACCUGCUGUUCCUUCUAAGAGGAUUUCCGUUACUUUCAGGAAAAUGGAUGAAAGUAAAUUACCUCACACGUUCAGACCUGACCCGGAGCUUACAAAGAUCAUGCCGGUUGUUCAUCGUCCCCUGAGCAAAGAAUCUUCAAUCAAACUUAUCAAUGGCGUCAAUGGAAGUGUGGCCGCCACAGAGAUAACAAACGUGAACAACCUCAUUUCUAAUGACGAAUAUCCUCCCCUUGGAAGCAUCAGGUCUUCUAAGGUCCGUAGUAACGGAAGAGUUUGAUAAUAUUUCUGUCCAUCAAGGGAAUCUGGAUGUAAACUAGUGUUUUUUGUAAAAUGUAUCGCUUGUUUUAGCACAUUAAACAUUUUGAUCAUUUGUGGAUUUUAUUCUUUUCGUGAAGUAAUAAGGCAAAUUAAGGUUGAAAGUUAUACCGUUGUUCUGGAUGUAAGUGUAACUCAUAAGUUUACUGCGGAUAGUAAUUUUGUAAAUUUUUACGUUACGACUUUAAGAGCUUACGGCUUUUCGUUUUCUCCUGAAUUAUACGAAGUAUUCAUUUUCUUAUCCUGUA
Messenger RNA from Cuscuta epithymum, 2096 nucleotides. NCBI's taxonomy places the organism in Eukaryota, Viridiplantae, Streptophyta, Magnoliopsida, Solanales, Convolvulaceae. The record is from the annotation of a GenBank genome assembly.